Molecule: messenger RNA, 2607 nt
Organism: Osmerus eperlanus (European smelt)
Lineage: Eukaryota; Metazoa; Chordata; Actinopteri; Osmeriformes; Osmeridae
Gene: oat
Product: ornithine aminotransferase
Exons: 10
Coding region: 182-1507 (441 amino acids)
Cellular component (GO): cytoplasm
Molecular function (GO): L-ornithine transaminase activity; identical protein binding; pyridoxal phosphate binding
Source: RefSeq, a predicted model, not a curated record
GUUGCGUCUUGACAUAAAUGCUCCAAAUUGACGUCCACUCACACGUUUGCUCUCUCCACACUCAUAUACACCGGUGAUCUGACAAGCGGCACUGAGGAUUCGUAGUACUCGACGGACGGUUAAACAACACAACUUCAGAAGGACAUCGCAUUUUAUUGAGUGACGUAACCUAACGAGAGGGAUGUUUUCCAAACUGAGUUGCAUCCUGAGCUGUGCCGGCCCAGCCCUGACACGCAAGGUCCACUCAGUCACCCGUCCCGCCUCCUCCGCUGCCUCCAAACUGAUGUUGGAGCGCCUGCUGACCUCUGAAGAGGUGUAUGCCCGCGAGGAGAAGUACGGCGCCCACAACUACCACCCUCUCCCUGUGGCCCUGGAGAGAGCAGAGGGGCUGUACGUUUGGGAUGUGGAAGGCCGAAGAUACUAUGACUUCCUCAGUGCUUACAGUGCGGUGAACCAGGGCCACUGCCACCCCAAGAUCAUUGCUGCCCUCAACGCCCAGGCCUCCAGGCUCACCCUCACCUCACGAGCUUUCUACAAUGAUGUGCUGGGAGCCUAUGAGGAGUACAUCACCACCAUGUUCGGCUACGACAAAGUUCUGCCAAUGAACACUGGUGUGGAAGGUGGAGAGACUGCCUGCAAGCUAGCCCGUAAGUGGGCCUAUACUGUGAAGGGUGUCCCCAAGAACCAGGCAAAAAUAAUUUUUGCGAAUGGUAACUUCUGGGGGCGCACCAUGGCAGCCAUCUCCAGCUCCACCGACCCUAGCAGUUACGAAGGUUUUGGACCUUUCAUGCCUGGCUUUGAAAUCAUCCCCUACAACAGCAUUCCUGCACUGGAGAAUGCUCUCCAAGACACAAAUGUGGCAGCCUUCAUGGUUGAGCCUAUCCAGGGAGAGGCUGGAGUGGUGGUUCCUGACCCAGGCUACCUGACCAAAGUCAGAGAACUCUGCACCAAACACAAUGUGUUGUUCAUCGCUGAUGAGGUGCAGACCGGGCUGGCACGAACAGGCCGGCGCCUGGCAGUGGACCAUGAGGCUGUGCGUCCGGACCUGGUGGUGCUGGGCAAGGCUCUGUCUGGAGGAGUCUACCCUGUGUCUGCAGUUCUGUGUGAUGACGAGGUGAUGCUCACCAUCAAGCCCGGUGAGCAUGGCUCCACGUACGGCGGCAACCCCCUGGCCUGCCGCGUGGCCAUCGCCGCCCUAGAGGUCCUCGAGGAGGAGAAGCUGGCGGAGAAUGCAGAGAGGAUGGGUCAGCUGUUGAGGUCCGAGCUUAACAAGCUCCCCAAGGACAUAGUGACCGCAGUCAGGGGCAAGGGUCUGCUCAAUGCCAUCGUUAUCAAGGAGACCAAAGACUACGAUGCCUGGAGGGUGUGCAUGCACCUCCGUGACAACGGACUGCUGGCCAAGCCCACCCAUGGUGACAUCAUCAGACUGGCCCCUCCGCUCAUCAUCAAGGAGCACGAGGUCAGAGAGUGCGUGGACAUCAUCCAGAAAACCAUCCUAUCCUUCUAACACAAGUGAAUUCAAUUCCACAAAAUGAGUGAAGGCGUGAUCCCUAAAUAUCUCUCAUACUGUGAACUAUUGGAAAUGUUAACCCAUGCUAAACAUUUGCAACAAAGUGUUGAUUUCAUGGCAGUGCUCUUAGUGCAUUACUGUGAAAAUGUAUAUGAGGAUGCUUCCAGGAGGCAGCAAUAUUUCAGUUUUGUUUCUGAAACAUAUUUUUAAUGUAUGAUGGAGAUGCAUGGUGUUGGCAUUAUUCCAACAAUAAUUUUAUGUCAAAGGAUGAUGGGUGGAAGUACAUUCCUUUCAUUAAAUAGCUUUGACUUCCAAAUCUAUUCCAAUUGGCCUGACUAUAAGUUAAUUUGAGAUCAUCUCAACUGUGAAAGAUGUAAUUUAUUGUGCUUAACUAAACUCUUUCACAAGCAUUAAUCAAAUGCUAUAGGUUUGCUUUCAACUUUAAAAACUGUUUUAUUUGCCUGACUGUUGAAUACUGACAAAACCAACCCAACCAGAAAAGUAUUGUAAUAUCAGUCGAUUCACUCAGUUACAAUUCAACUGUUGAACAGUCAUCAAAGCUAAAAUUUUAUCCACAAACUUAUCUGGUCUGCUUUUGUUACCAAUUAUUUGUUACAGCUUGGAGUUUACUGUCUUAGGUCAGUAAUUCACUGAACGUUACAACAACAAAAUGUACACCUCUGUGGAGGCAGAAGGAUUGGGCCCUAGUGCUCUUUUAUAGAAUUUGACUUAUUAUUAUCAUAAUUGCCUAUAGUGACUAAUAGUCAACUAUCUGUUCAGUGUUUGUUUUUGACCUGCUGAAUGUUUAAACUGUCAAACUGCUGUUGAUGUACAGCAACUGAAUCCAUUGUAUCUUAAGUUGUUACAUCAGGUUCUAUGAAAUAAUUGGAUCAUAGUUGUUUCUUGUUCAUCCUGGGUUUCUGCGUCUGCCCGAAGCCAUUUAAUUUGUCAUCCUGAGUGACAAACUUCAGUGGCAGUAUUCUUCCACUAGGUGGUGCUCUGUGUACAUUAAACCUAGGUUAGGUAAUGUUUUUGAGAAGCACUGUCAUAUUUGCUGAAAUAAUACUGCUAAAAUAAACAUCCUGAUAGAAAUCAAA